Molecule: messenger RNA, 585 nt
Organism: Didymodactylos carnosus
Lineage: Eukaryota; Metazoa; Rotifera; Eurotatoria; Philodinida; Philodinidae
Source: the annotation of a GenBank genome assembly
AUGUUAACAAACCCUUGGUCACCACCAAAUAAUUACAAAUUUAGUACAUUGAAUAUUUACGGUGUAGCAAGAUCUGUCUGUUCGCAUUCAUGGCUUUCGACUUAUCCGUGGCUAUCGUAUUCACAUGUUCACGGUGAAGUAUUUUGUCGUUAUUGCGUUUUAUUCAAUAGAAAACAUGCAAUAAGCGAUCGAGCACAAAAUACAUUAGGUCAAUUGGUUUUAAAACCCCUUCGUUCAUUGAAAGAUGCAUCUGAGUUUUUAAAAAGACACGAGAAAAAUGAUUAUCACUUAUUAUCAGCAACACAAGCUGAAUAUUUUGUCAAAACCUGGUCACAUCCUGAAACAAGUAUUGAUCGUGUAUUAGAUAAAGAGGAUAAAGAUCAAAUAAUUACUAAUCGAAAAAUUUUAACUAACAUUGUUAAAUGUAUUCUAUUUUUGGCUAAACAAAAUCUUGCUUUUCGUGGUGGUGAUGACGAUGGUCUGCCAGAUGCAGCAAAACUUCACCUUGGUUUAGGUGAAAACGUGUGCAAAAAAUGCAAUAUAUAUGAGUGGUCAAAUCCAGAACCAGUUAAUAAAUAUUUGUGA